AUGGAUUUGUUUCGCAUUGCGGCGGUCCUUUGCGCCCCAGCUUUAGCUUGGGGUCUCCAACUCCUCCCGCCAACUCUCGAAGCCACGAGUGCCCCUGCAGGAGCUGCCUGGCAAGUCGCAUCGAGCUCAAAGAUCAUCUACAUCGAUAAUAGCUUCGCCUCCAAGGUUGAUACGGAUGGUCUGACCUUGAUCCCACCCAGCAGCUAUGACUUCGCCAGCCUCUUCCAGGAAGACAUCAGCCAGCUCACGGGCGUCAACUGGACUUUGAAGCGCGUCGAUCGCCUUCCAAAUUCUGCUAAUGCAAGCGGCAUUUUUCUUGGCUCAUUCAACGGCAACGCUUCAUCUAUCACGUACGAGAAUGGCAGCCCAACGUCUGAGGGCUAUUUACUCGAUAUUUCACCCAUCAGCGCAUUCAUCGGCGGAACAGGCGCCCGCGGCAUGUGGUGGGGAACCAGGACGUUACUCCAACUGUUGCUCUUGCAGAAUGGGACUCUCCCUGUAGGACGUGCCAUUGAUGCGCCAGCAUAUGCUACGCGUGGCUUCAUGCUCGACGCUGGGCGCAAGUGGUACGCACCAAAGUUUCUCAAGGAACUGUGCAGCUACGCCUCUUUCUUCAAGAUGAGCGAGUUCCACUACCACCUGAGCGACAACUACCCUCUCAAUCGCGGACAGAAUGACUCCUGGCAGGAUGUUUACUCGCACUUCUCGCUGCGACCAGAAGAUGAAUCUCUGCUACCAAUUCUUCAUGGCCGCGAGAACGAGACGCUGUCUCGUGAAGAUUUCGCUGAUCUUCAGAGUCAUUGCGCGGCAAGGGGUGUAACAGUCAUCCCCGAGAUCGAGGCCCCUGGCCACUGCUUAUACCUGACCAAGUGGAAGCCUGAACUUUCUCUGGCGAAGCGCGACCUUCUGAAUCUCUCACAUCCCGAGGCAAUUCCAACGGUCAAGCGCAUAUGGUCCGAGUUUCUUCCAUGGUUCGAGACGAAAGAAGUGCACGUUGGGGCGGACGAGUACGACGCAACGCUGGCUGAUGUGUACAUUGGGUUCGUGAAUGAAAUGUCAGAGUUCAUCAAUUCCACAGCUGGCAAGCGGAUUCGUAUCUGGGGCACAAACGAGCCCUCACAAAAUGUCACAAUUUCCAAGGACGUCAUCAUCCAGCACUGGCAGUACGGCCAGUCGGACCCAGUGCUACUUACCAAUACCGGAUAUGACAUUGUCAACUCGGAGGACUGGUGGGCGUAUAUGUCGCUCAAGAAUGACCACAUGCCCAUUCUCCCCGCUAAAUACCCGCAGUUUUUCAAUGAGAGCCGCGUGCUCAACUUCGCCGAGGAGCCCGGAUGGCAGUGGACGCCCGCCGACUUCAAUCCUUUCAAUAAGACCAUGCAGGUACCUGAUGGAUCGCACUUCAACAAAGGUGCCGUCUUAGCCGCGUGGAACGACAAUGGCCCCGACGCCUCCACUCAGCUCGAGGCAUACUAUGCAAUGCGUCGGGGUAUAGCGCUCACUGGAGCCCGCGCGUGGAGCGGCAGCCGAGGUCCGGAGCUCAUCGCAGAUGAUGUGGCGUCCAGCGUUGACUUCUUCUCACCUCUUGCGCCGGGGCAGAAUCUCGACCGCGUGGUGCCGUCUACUAGCCCUUCGGCACCUCUGGUUGCAUGGACUCGCUCCGCCAAAGACCCUGAGACAGUGCACCUUGGCCACGGCAGCAAGGGCAUGAAUUACACCCUGACGUUAUCUGUCACAGGACCCUUUGUGCUUCAUGGCCCAGACAACACACUCUCUCUUGACGGCAAUGGUAGCCUCCUCUUUAACACGGACGGUUGGCUGUACCCGCUACGGGCACCCUGGUCGUAUCUGGACGAACGUUUCUACCUCGUCACACGAGGUGGUGUAUUUCUCAACCUUGCCAACGAACAUUACUAUUGCAACAGACGAUUUGCACGGAAGCAUCGCUUGGGCUGA
Molecule: messenger RNA, 1956 nt
Organism: Colletotrichum spaethianum
Lineage: Eukaryota; Fungi; Ascomycota; Sordariomycetes; Glomerellales; Glomerellaceae
Product: beta-hexosaminidase
Exons: 2
Coding region: 1-1956 (651 amino acids)
Biological process (GO): carbohydrate metabolic process
Molecular function (GO): beta-N-acetylhexosaminidase activity
Source: RefSeq, a predicted model, not a curated record